GGUCUGAGGAAGCUGAGGCGCGGGGCCCGAAGCCGAGAGGAACCUGGGCGGCGUCGGGCGCGAGGGCGGGCGUCCCCGAAGUCGUAGCGCGGGAGUCGGCCGCCGGCACUCGGCCUCUCUACUUGCAGGUUCCCUCCCGGGACGCGGGAGAACCCGGAGCGCGGCGGGGGUGCGAGGUGGAGCAGGCGGGGGCGGCCAAUGCGAAACUGGCUGGUGCUGCUGUGCCCGUGUGUGCUCGGGGCCGCGCUGCACCUCUGGCUGCGGCUGCGCUCCCCCCCGCCCGCCCGCGCCUCGGGGGCCGGCCGGGCAGAUCGGUUGGCCUUACUUCCCCAGUGGAAAUCUAGUCAUUAUGAUGUGGUAGUUGGUGUGCUGUCAGCCCGCAAUAACCAUGAACUUCGCGAUGUGAUAAGAAGCACCUGGCUGAAGCAUUUAGUACAGCACCCAGCAUUAAGUCAACGUGUGCUUGUGAAGUUCAUAAUAGGUGCUCAUGGCUGUGAGGUGCCUGUGGAAGACAGGGAAGAUCCUUAUUCCUGCAAACUACUCAACAUCACGAAUCCAGUUUUGAAUCAGGAAAUUGAGGCGUUCAGUCUUUUGGAAGACACUUCAUCAGGGCUCUUUGAGGACCAAGUUGUCAGCGUGAGCUUCCGAGUUCUCUAUCCAAUCGUUAUUACCAGCCUCGGGGUGUUUUAUGAUGCCAGUGAUGUGGGUUUCCAGAGGAACAUCACCGUCAAGCUUUAUCAAGCAGAACAGGAGGAGGCCCUCUUCAUUGCUCGCUUCAGUCCUCCGAGCUGUGGGGUGCAGGUGAACAAGCUGUGGUACAAGCCUGUGGAGCAGUUCAUCUUACCAGAGAGCUUUGAAGGUACAAUCGUGUGGGAGAGCCAAGACCUCCAAGGCCUUGUGUCAAGAAAUCUCCACAAAGUGACAGUCAAUGAUGGGGGAGGAGUUCUCAGAGUCAUCACAGCUGGGGAGGGUGCCUUGCCUCAUGAAUUCAUGGAAGGUGUGGAGGGAGUUGCAGGUGGCUUUAUUUAUACUAUUCAGGAAGGUGAUGCUCUCUUAAAAAAUCUUCAUUCUCGCCCUCGAAGACUUCUUGAUCAUAUAAGUAAUCUCCACGAGGAGGAUGCCUUACUGAAGGAGGAAAGCAGCCUCUAUGAUGAUAUUGUGUUUGUGGAUGUUGUUGACACUUACCGAAAUGUUCCUGCAAAAUUACUGAACUUCUAUAAAUGGACUGUGGAAACAACCAGCUUUGAUCUGUUGCUAAAGACGGAUGACGACUGUUACAUAGACUUGGAAGCUGUAUUUAAUAGAAUCGCCCUUAAGAAUCUGGAUGGGCCUAAUUUUUGGUGGGGAAAUUUCAGAUUGAAUUGGGCCGUUGACCGAACCGGGAAGUGGCAGGAACUGGAGUACCCCAGUCCCGCUUAUCCCGCCUUUGCAUGCGGCUCAGGGUAUGUCAUCUCCAGGGACAUCGUCCACUGGCUGGCUGGCAACUCGGGGAGAUUAAAGACCUACCAGGGUGAAGAUGUAAGCAUGGGCAUUUGGAUGGCAGCCAUAGGACCUAAAAGAUAUCAGGACAGCCUGUGGCUGUGUGAGAAGACCUGUGAAACAGGAAUGCUGUCUUCCCCUCAGUAUUCUCCACAAGAACUAACACAGCUGUGGAAACUGAAGGAGUUGUGCGGUGAUCCUUGUCGGUGUGAAGCAAGAGGAGGAUGAGGUCAAUUCGCAGUGUUAAAGGUCAGGGACAACAGAAGUUCUGACACAGGAACUUUGAGAAGACGUGACAGCAAGCCUUUCACCUUUUGAAUUGUCAUGGAUUCUAUCAAGGAAAAGAAAAACCAUCAAGUUCUCUCAAAGGACAGUUACCUGUAAAAUGAGCUCACGUGACAAGACCACAACUGUAAUGACAGCUGUCACUGUCAUUUCAGUAAUACUAUCAAUUUACCCAGGUAAAUGAUCAGGGAACAGCUCACCCACCACGUGGGCCACCAGAUCAGUGUCACCAUUUAGGGGGUCGUUUGGGAGUCUGGGGGAAACGGAGCCGAUGAUUGACCUAAGUGCCCUUUGAUGAUGAGUUUUCAUACCAUUUCAGUGGUGUUUAGUAGUUCCUCCUUAACCUGAAUAAACCAGAAAUCAUAUUCUCAGCACA
Messenger RNA from Lipotes vexillifer (Yangtze River dolphin), 2140 nucleotides. RefSeq names its product beta-1,3-N-acetylgalactosaminyltransferase 2 (gene B3GALNT2). The coding region runs from base 199 to 1707 and encodes 502 amino acids. Gene Ontology annotation, biological process: protein O-linked glycosylation. Lineage: Eukaryota; Metazoa; Chordata; Mammalia; Artiodactyla; Lipotidae. The record is from RefSeq and is a predicted model, not a curated record. The transcript has 13 exons. Gene Ontology annotation, cellular component: Golgi membrane. Gene Ontology annotation, molecular function: UDP-glycosyltransferase activity; hexosyltransferase activity.